Molecule: messenger RNA, 1279 nt
Organism: Solanum pennellii
Lineage: Eukaryota; Viridiplantae; Streptophyta; Magnoliopsida; Solanales; Solanaceae
Product: probable carbohydrate esterase At4g34215
Exons: 2
Coding region: 325-1149 (274 amino acids)
Source: RefSeq, a predicted model, not a curated record
AGUAUAGUAUAAGUGUGUCUCUGAGAUUUCGGGCAUAGGUUGAGGGGGUACUUGAGCAUUAUCCCUUGGAUAUAUAUAUACUUUAUUAUUUUAUUUCUUUUUGAAAUAUUGUUAGUGGAGAUUAAAUUUCUUCCUAAAACAGGGUCAAAAAUAUUCGAAAACCAGAUUUUCUAUAUCUGAUCAAAUUUCAUGAUCAAACAGGUAUUUAACAAUAAUUUUUUUUUAAAAAAAAACUAGUCAAACUAGCAUAAUUAUCUAAUAUUUAUAGAUUUUGUUCCUAUAUCUCAUUCUCAUUCAAUUUCAUCCACCCCCAAGAAAAAGAAAAUGUUGUUGGCCUAUAUUUUCUUGAUUCUUUUGGCACAUCCUUUUUGUGUCAUUCCUACAAACACAACAACAUCAAAUGACAACAAAAGCAUAUUCAUUUUAGCAGGACAAAGCAACAUGUCUGGCAGAGGAGGUGUAGUAAACAACAUUUUUGAUUGGUACAUUCCACCAGAAUGUCAGUCUAAUUCAUCAAUUCUAAGACUAACAAAAGGGCUUUCAUGGGAAGUAGCAAAAGAGCCAAUUCAUCAAGACAUUGAUUAUUAUGCAGUUUGUGGGAUUGGUCCUGGAAUGUCAUUUGCUAACUUUAUUCUAAAAAAUGAUCCAAAUAUUGGUCUCAUUGGUUUGGUACCAUGUGCUAUUGGUUCCACAAAUAUUACCCUAUGGUCUCAAGGUUCAUUUUGUUAUAAUCAAAUGGUGAAUAGGGCUCGAAUCGCGUUACAAGAUGGUGGGACGUUACGAGCCCUUCUUUGGUAUCAAGGAGAGAGCGAUACUCUCAAUCUUGAUGAUGCUGAAUUGUAUAAAUCAAGAUUGGAGAAAUUCUUUACUGAUGCGCGAAAUGACUUAGGUGUACCUUCUCUACCUAUUAUUCAGGUGGCAUUGGCAACAGCAUUAGGGCCUUAUAUGAAGGAGAUAAGAAAGGCCCAAUUAGGGAUUAACCUUCCUAAUGUGAAAACAGUUGAUGCUAAUGGGCUCAAAGCAGGCCCAGAUUAUGUGCAUCUUAAUACUCAAGCAGAGGCCCAGCUUGGACAGAUGUUGGCCCAAGCCUUUUUGGAGUUUGGUUCAUACACAAUCCAUAAUUCUUUGGAGGUCCAAAAAAAGGAAUAGAAAUCAUUAUCUUUUUUUUUAAUUAUAAUUUAAUUCAGAAGAUAGAGUCUGAAUGUCAUUUAGGCCGGUUGAUAUACAUGUUGAAAAAUUAUUCUAAUUUCUGAUAAAUGAUAAUCUUUCUGUUGCAAUU